GAACUUGCUUGUUCAAAAUAAAAAAGUUUGAGAGCCACUGAACUCAACCAACCUCGAACCUCGAAGAAAAAUCAAAGAUGUCAGCAGAAAUUUUCUGAAAAUUUUCACACAACUUUUCGCAUUAAAUCGCAAUUUAUCACACCGCAGUGUUUUAAUUUAUUACAAAAAUAUCAACUUUAAAUAUUUCUUCGUCGUUUUGAAAGAAAUUCCAUUCGAAUUAAUAACUUUUCCAUCGAGAAUAAUCAAUUUUAAAAUUCUCCAUCAAUCCAUCGCAAUUAUAGGUUGUUCCCAAAAACACGAGAAGAUUGCUUAAUUUGGUAACGAGAACGACGACGACGCGGACGCGAAGACGACUAUCGAGACGUGCGUGAGAGAGAGAGACACGAGGAGGAGGUGUUGCUUGUAGUUAGAUUUGUUUAUUAACUUUUAAGAAUCUGGCAAUGGAUGUUGACGUUUCUAAGUCUCUGAAGCGAUGCCUAAGCGUGCCAAUUAUCAAUAACCAACUUCCAAAUCAACCAUCGUCGUCGUCUUCGUCGGCCACGAGUUCAAUCAACAACAACAAUCAAACCCCUAAGAAACAAAUUCUACCCAAACAGCAGUUUCCACAAUCAACUGAAAAGAUGACAUCGACGACAGCAACAUCCACUGUGCCACAGAUAUCGAAUCCAUCUUCCAGGGAAGUGUCUCCUGCACCAGUUUUCAACAUAUUCGCUCCAAGAGCACGUCGUUAUUCGGCGAGUUAUAGUCCUCUGGGAGUGGCGGCGGCAGCUGCUGCUGCAGCAGGUGGAGCAACGACUCCAGUGCCUAGGCUAACACCCCGAGUUUCUCAACUACGACAAGAGGAAUGUGCUGAUCUAAAUAGUCGAGAAGUCAACCACGAGCGUGAAGUACACAGUGCUAUACAAAUGUCCCAGAGCUGGGAAGAUCUGACUUUGGUGACAGAGAAUUGGUCUUGCAAAUCGGAUGAAAUGAGCAAUCCGCUACAAGUAAAUCUCCCAUCGGGGAUAUCAAGUUGCUCGAGUCCCAGUCCAACCAGUAAUAGAGCUGGAAUGCGACUUCCAUAUGGUCUAUCGCCCUCACCCACCCGCCGCACAUUUUCCACCAGACGCUCCAUGUCUCCCAUCGCAAUGCGCCCAAGCCAGCUGGGACCAGUUAAGCGAAAGUUCGAAUUGGACGACACAAGUAAUUGGAAUAUCUAUUCACCUCCACCAUUAAAAAAGAUUUUCACAGAGAGUCGUGGCUCGUCUCCAAUAUGCCAAUCACCAUCUUCCGUUUGUCCCAGUCCAGAUUCCGGGACCUAUGACGGUCGGAUUACACCAAAGCUUUUCAUUUCGAAACUCUGCACCAAUAACUCCACCAAUUCGACAUCGUGCUCUUCUCCAAUGGGCACUUCGUCGUCAUCGUCGUCUGGUAUUGAUGCAGGAAUCGAUAUGCAGUCAAAUGGUUCGGUGUCCAGUCCCGCCACAAACACUUGUUCCUCAAGUGAAAGUGAACCCAUGUGUAUCACACCCUUCGAGAGUGUGUCUGAGGAAACUAAUUCAGCAGUUGAUGUGAAGAAAGUCGUUGACAACGAUGAUGCAACUCUCAUGGAUGACAUCAAGAGCGAAACAUCUUCGACAAGUGGAGAUUCGUGUGUCUCCAGUUCGGGUGGUGCAGAAAUCCCAAAGCCAAAUUUUCUGAACAAAAUCCCAACAAGUCUUGGAUUUGGCUCGGCGUCAAAUAAUAAUCCUGUCGCAAGUAAAGCUGCAGGCCAAAUGCAAAUGAACGACGUCUCAUCAUCGACAACUUCAAUAAUUCAACAAAGUAAUACAGGCAGUAUUAUUUAAAUAUGUACACCGCAUAAAAACGCAGAGGUUAUGUAUAUAAGUUAUUUUUAAAAAUAUAUACCUUACAUUUAUUUACUUAAAAAUUGAUAUUAAACAAAAAAUAUUAUACAAAUAAUAAUCAUUUAAAACAUAAAUUAUAAAAUAAGAACAUAAAAAAAAGAAAGAAUGAUGAAAGAAAAAUGAAAGCUUUAUUGGACAGAGAAAUGAAGUGUGUUUUUUGUGAAGUUUUUUAACUCAUUUUUGUAGAGUUGUUUUUUGUCUAGUUGUUAAUAAUAAUAUUGAUAAUAAAUUGAAGUGCUUAGUUGUAGUUAGUAUUCUCAUA
Messenger RNA from Eupeodes corollae, 2148 nucleotides. RefSeq lists its product as uncharacterized. Lineage: Eukaryota; Metazoa; Arthropoda; Insecta; Diptera; Syrphidae. The transcript is spliced from 5 exons. The coding region runs from base 441 to 1826 and encodes 461 amino acids. The record is from RefSeq and is a predicted model, not a curated record. Gene Ontology annotation, molecular function: protein serine/threonine phosphatase inhibitor activity.